Messenger RNA from Colletotrichum acutatum, 2642 nucleotides. RefSeq names its product T-complex protein 11. Lineage: Eukaryota; Fungi; Ascomycota; Sordariomycetes; Glomerellales; Glomerellaceae. The transcript has a single exon. Bases 430 to 2433 code for a protein of 667 amino acids. The record is from RefSeq and is a predicted model, not a curated record.
AAGCCUACUUGGCUUACCCGGCCAUGGAUGGCUGCAAACUCGCGGGCGUCCUUCGCCCCCUCCCUUUGGCACUCCCUAGUUCAUUACACAGAACUCCGGGAACCAGCACCUGCAUUCGCCCGUGUGUGUGUCGCUCACGAGACCCUCUUCGUCUCACAAAACUACCGAUGCUUGUUUGCGGCCUUCCGACUAGAUAUACUCUCGCUAACUUGCUUCCUCAGGGAACACCAGCCACACCAGAACGUCCCAACCUUCGUCGGUUUCUAGGCUCUGCAACCUGCUUCAACGUCGAUUUCUAGCGUGUAACUUUGGAGGAUCUAGAUCUGGUUUCUGACCAAUCUCUACUGAAACUGCGAUUUCUGACGACUUGAAGGCCAGUCGAGCAGAACGUAUAACGCGCGUUAAACCGACAGAUCGAGAAUCUCAAAGAUGGCGGGUGAUCAGGGCGCCGGUGGCGGCAUAGAAAGCAACCGUCGCCACAUGUCGACAUCAACCCGCAACGGCGAGAACGAGCCCAUCCAGGAGUCUGAGCCGCAGACCGGAAAGCAGACGCAACAAGAGGAGGCAAAACCCCAGUUCAAGCAAUCGUCACAGGUCUCUCCUAGAGGCUUUAAUCCACCCUCAAACACAUCAACACCCACAACAGCACCUCUAAUGGCUAGAGCAUCAUCCAACAGUUCAACUGUGUCAACACCGAACGCGCCGACGGACAGCUACUUUGGAAGUGUGCCGGACGUCAAGGCUUCCGCUCCCCGGAUCUCUCGGCCGAUCGAGCCCCCUGUGACAAAGGUAACCCUUAGCGAGUUGGACGUCUGCAAAAUUAUGCACAACCCAAAGUUGCGUCAUGAUAUCAACUUUGACCCGGAGUUGCACUUCCGCCCCAAUCUGGACGGCGACAAGGGCAAGAGGAAACAGCACAAGGCCGACCUUUUCUGGAACACCCUUCAGGAGCAGCUCAUUCAAUUUGUGAGCGAGCCAGAGUCCUUUUUCUCUGCACACGGCCAGGAUGAUGAUUGGUGCUUGCCAUCUUUGUUGAAGGCGGUUAAGGAAAUCAUUCAGACUUUGGUGCCCCAAAGAGACAGAGUUUACUUGGACGAGGGGCUCAAUGUCGAUUUGCUGAUGCAGCAAUUCUACAGGGGAAUCGCAGAUUUGGAAAAGCUGGCUCUGUGGCUAUCCCGAGUGCUCAAAUCACACUGCGCUCCGAUGCGUGAUGAGUGGGUAGAUCAGAUGUAUACGCAGUUGAGCAACGGAAACCGGACCAACAACGUGGAUGAGCUUGUCAAGGGCAUGAAGAGUCUGCUCAGUGUUUUGGAGGCUAUGAAGCUCGACGUCGCCAAUCACCAGAUUCGCUGCCUUCGCCCGAUCCUUAUUGAGGGAACUAUUCCAUUUGAGCGCAAGUUCUUCGAGAAGAAGAUUCAGGGAAGCAAGCUGGACGUCACUCAAGCAAAUGCCUGGUAUAGGGAUGCCGAGCAGAGAUACGCUGCUUCUGUAUCUCCCAUUGCAGCUCAUUCCUUCGGUGAGAUGUCCGUCUUCUUUGAAGCCAUCUCUCGCCUGGUCUUGCCCUCGGUUUCCGAGAAGGCGUUGCCCAAUACCUUCAUCUUUGACGAAGAGCGAUUUGGCAAGCUCCGCGCGGAUAUGUUGGACGCCAUCAACUUGGAGGUCUGCAUGCGUAUGUACGACGACCUUGAGAGAGUCGGCCGACUGAACGCCCCCCUCUUCGCCAGCUCCUUCUCGCAGUUCGACGACGAGCCUCGCAGCCGUCCUCUUUCAAUGACCCCCGAUUUCAACUUCAACACUCCACCCUCGCGGCCGUCGAGUCUCGCCUUCAGCUCCGGCGAUUCUGCUACUUCAUCGCCACGAUCUUCUCUCAUCCUACCGCCGCAACCUACAUCCGAUCCCACUGAAUCCCUUGCCAAGGCUAGGGAUGUCUACAACUCUUUGGUCGCGCUGCUCCACACCUCGCCGCCGCCGCGCAGGCACGAGUCCCGCUGGGAGGCCAUUGCUCCCUCGCUGGCGCUUCAAAUUUUCCGAUUCACCAACGCGCCCGCCGACAUGCUACCAGUCUUCGAGUCGAAGCUCGCUUCUCACGUUUGCGACAUCAACAGUCCCUUGUUCCAAGAGGUUGAGGCGCACUUCCACCACAGACUACUGAUGGAGCUCCAGAAGCGGGUGCGCGAGUUCCGCGGGCUGACUGGAGUCGGUCUUUUCACCGUGGCCACUAGCGGCCGUGUCCAAGGUUCAGGACGAUCCAUCGGCAGUCCCGACCGCGAGGGCUCGGCUGACGGAAACCGUGAGACUCGGGACGACGGCGGAAUCGAGGACAUGGCGACGCGGCUGGCCCACCUUGGCAUUCUCCACUGGAGAGUCUUCGCCGGCCUCGCAUACACGGAAGAAGAGCAGGCCGACAGCCUGAUGGAAAUGAACCAGUUCUGAGGCAUUCAGCCUACUCUCCAAAAAAAAAAAAAAAAAAAAAACUCAAUUUAAUAAAGAGGGAUGCCGGUCUCAAAGGAAGACGAGCGACCCGACACGCCCAAGGGGCAUCUCUAUUAUGUCUGGCCGAACAACAAUACCCCUUUUUUAAGUAUUUUAAUCCGCAUUUCGCAGCUAUUUCUCACAAGACUCUAUUUGGCUACGGGGGUUAC